Messenger RNA from Anopheles coustani, 1011 nucleotides. It is a transcript of the gene Tango14, whose product is annotated as dehydrodolichyl diphosphate synthase complex subunit nus1. Gene Ontology annotation, molecular function: ditrans,polycis-polyprenyl diphosphate synthase [(2E,6E)-farnesyl diphosphate specific] activity. The record is from RefSeq and is a predicted model, not a curated record. NCBI's taxonomy places the organism in Eukaryota, Metazoa, Arthropoda, Insecta, Diptera, Culicidae. The transcript is spliced from 2 exons. Bases 131 to 970 code for a protein of 279 amino acids. Gene Ontology annotation, cellular component: dehydrodolichyl diphosphate synthase complex; endoplasmic reticulum membrane.
CAUUUGUUCGUUGACACGUGCAGAAAAACAAGUCCGAGGCCCGCUUUCGUCCCAGCUGUGUCAUGUGUGUUUUUGUAAAAAGGUGUAGCUACCAGUGGCAAGUUCAGGGAGCUUUUCGUAUGUUUUUAGGAUGAACCCGCUCGAGUGGGACGAACCGGUCCCAGCAAACGUACUGGUCAGUGCAUUGUGGUCCCUGCUCCAUACACUCUACUCAUGGAUCGAGUAUUUGUCGCUCAUGGUGCGAUGGUGUCACAAAGUAAUGCUGCAGUGGUCGCUGGGCGGGUGGUUGGUGACGGCGAGGGAAAAGCAUCGCCUGAAACAAUCGCAGUUGGCCAUUAAAUUGCAGCUGCAGAACGUGGAUAAGGUUCCAAAGCACCUGGUGGUUGUGUUAGGGCCGGAGGAGCCAAAUUAUACGAUGCUGUCGAAUUAUAUUCUCUGGGCUUACGCAGCCAACAUCGAGUACGUUAGUUUUUACGAUCAUAACGGACUAGUCAAACGUAACCACGAGCAGAUUAUGCGCUACGUGUGGGACGUCCGGCUGGACGAUACCAGCGACAAGCUGGAAUGGUCACGACAACAAGCGGUACCCUCGAGUGUGGAAUGUUUCGAGGCAUGGCCACGCAGCGGCCGGAGGACGGUGGUUGCAUUCUUCUCUCCGGAAGACGGCAAGCCGGGACUGGUGAACCUCAGCCGAUCGAUUGGCGUGUCUGUGCGUAAGCGAGACCUUGCGCUGUCGGAGGUGAACAUUGACUAUCUCGACCGACAACUGCAGGCGGCCCACAACCACAUUCCCGACCCGGACCUGGCCAUCUACUUCGGCAACAUUUGCUCCACGUACGGGCUGCUGCCGUGGCAAAUUCGUUUGACCGAGUUUCUACCGCUCGAAAGGCGGUUAAGGGAUAGCAACGAGCAGCAUUUCGUGAACUGCCUGCUGAAGUACGGAAAAUGUGAACAGCGUAUCGGGACGUAGUGCAGCACUGAAUCGAAUAAAAUUUGACUAUUUUUUCUAGA